AUGGUGUCCGUCGAUGGCUCUCACCACGGGCCCCCUGAGGGCGAAGGGGUCGUCACUCUCACUGAACGACUCCCGACUAAUGACGGAAGUUUUGCUCCCUCUUGUGCUGAUGGAACUCUAGUCAAUCAAAUGGAAAUAUCGUGUAGGUCAGACUCUGCCCACGCAUCCUGCUCCACGGCGGCUGACAACUGCGACUCACCUCCAGCUGGUCCUCCCCCUCCUCUACCAGUCACAUCUCCUCCUAUCUCACCCCCUGUACAGGUUCUGAAGGAGACAGGAAAGCAGAGAAGAGCUUCACAACCGCCGCCAGUGCCGGCGAGAGUCACUGCUACAGUCAGUGUAACAGAAGAAGCUGUAACACGUAAAGUGAAACGGCGAGUACGGCGUAUGUCGUCCCCUCAACAGUCGCGGUGAAGACCUUAUAACGUUGGAGAUACGGUUGAAAUUUCUAUAAAUAUCUAAUAAGAUAUAAGUUGCGAUGAAAAUUCUACUCUAUUGCAUAUAUAUAAGAAUGUAAAUUCAACUUCAGUGCUAUAUGUGAUUGAUACUAUCUACGUAUUGCCUUUCAAUGAUAUUUAUGAAGUAGUUUCUUUAGAGAAUGGUGUGUUCAAUAUGAGAAAUGGAAACAAAACUAGUUGAAUGUUGGAUGAGGUUACUGAUUGAA
This is a messenger RNA of Achroia grisella, 664 nucleotides long. RefSeq lists its product as uncharacterized. The record is from RefSeq and is a predicted model, not a curated record. NCBI's taxonomy places the organism in Eukaryota, Metazoa, Arthropoda, Insecta, Lepidoptera, Pyralidae. The coding region runs from base 1 to 414 and encodes 137 amino acids. The transcript has 3 exons.